Molecule: messenger RNA, 540 nt
Organism: Daldinia vernicosa
Lineage: Eukaryota; Fungi; Ascomycota; Sordariomycetes; Xylariales; Hypoxylaceae
Exons: 3
Coding region: 218-505 (95 amino acids)
Source: RefSeq, a predicted model, not a curated record
AUGGGCUUAGAGAAGGUACUUCGUGAUUGCACCUCUCCGCUUUUCUAUUUUAUACACGAUAUCGCAGAAAUGGAAGUGUGGCAAUUCAACCAUCUACCUAGCUUUAAGCCACUCUAUCAUUUUACCAUACAUAUACCAGUACGCAUCCUCAUCUAUUAACUCUGGUUACUUGCGCGGCAACCUCCUGUAUCUCCAAGCUUUAAGCAUCCAAUACAUUAUGCACUUCCAACAAGCUCUCCCCACAAGCCUGCGAGACAUCGCCCAGCACCAAGAGUUGAGAAAUAUUACCAACAACGAGGGUGUUCCAAUGAAGUUGAUAAUUCAAGACUCCCCUCAUGUUUCAAUAACAACUCUGUUCAUGGCUAUGAUAUCAUUGCCGACAAUCCACUUCGUGGGGAAGCUAAGCGGGUUGCCCCCUUUCUUGUUUACGCUUCUUUCUAUCAUCUCGGUAUUAUACAUAAUGGUCAGUACUUAUAUACCUACCUACGUGACAAGACGAACAUGACUUUCUACAACCCUACCUCUCUUGAUAUUACCUUC